Molecule: messenger RNA, 1499 nt
Organism: Daktulosphaira vitifoliae (grape phylloxera)
Lineage: Eukaryota; Metazoa; Arthropoda; Insecta; Hemiptera; Phylloxeridae
Exons: 1
Coding region: 35-1135 (366 amino acids)
Source: RefSeq, a predicted model, not a curated record
GAAUUGAUGAACAUUAUAUAACAAUAUUUUAACUAUGGAGAAAUUAAGAUUUGAUUUUUCGGUAAAACCGACAGAUGAGGGAAAAUCAAAUGUUAUAUGCAUAACAUCAAUAGCUACACCUGAUGGAAAAAUUUUUGGAGUGCCACCAGAAUUUCAACCAGCAAACCUACACAAGGAAAUUACAACCACCUCAAAUUACAUCCAGGUACGAAAAACAUUAACAAAAAGAUACCAAACAAGGAAAAUUUGGAUAACUUUGACGGAUGAUAUGUCAAAAAUUUAUUUAGAUAAGGAACAAAACUUACAGUUUAAAGAUAAUUAUCUUGAGGAAAUAGCAGAAACUUUAGAAAAAAGUGGGUCUAAUCAAACUUUAAAUAAACUCUUAGAAAAAUUACUUGAAAACAAAUCUGAAACUCAAAAUUUAGGGGCAAUUGCUAAAGAAUUCAUAUUAGAGAAAUUCAAUGGAAAAAACUCAAAUGCAAACCAGUGGAUUGAGAGUUUUAAUAAGGAAUGUAAACGUUUUCAAAUAAAUGAGGACAAAAAGAAGAUUGAGAUUUUAAAACAAUUUUUAGAAGGCUCUGGAACAGAGUGGUACAGCUGCAUGCUGAUAAAAUUUACAGUGGAUUCAGAGUGGGACACAUGGGAAAAAAAAUUUUGUACUACAUUUACCAACAAAGGAUGGUCACCCAUUAGAUAUGCCCUCGCUUUUAAAUAUCAAGCAGGAUCAUUGCUUGAUUACGCUUUAAAAAAAGAGAAACUGUUACUAGAAGUAAGAAAAUCAAUCGAUACUGGCACACUUAUAGAUCUUAUAGCAUUUGGUUUACCAAAUUAUAUGGCUGACAAAAUUGACAGAGAAAAUUUGACAGGUACAGAAGAUCUUUACAAUGAAAUAGGAAAACUGGAACAUUUUGCAGAAAAAAAUAAGUAUGAAAAAAGAAACAUAUUUUCUGACACCAAAUUUAAACAGAUUGAAGAGAAAAAACCUUGCCGAAUCUGUAUUAAUGAAAAAAAGGGGAAACGUUAUCAUCUGGAGGAAAAUUGCUGGUUUAAAGAAAAAAACAAGAAAACAUUUGUAAAAACUGUUAAUAACUCUGAACUGGAAAUUGAACUAAAUGAAAAAAAUCCAAAAAACUAGAAGCACCGCCAUUAAUAAAAGUCAAGUUGCUAAUAAAUAAUACUUUAAAUAUCUCUGGAAUUUAUGAUUCAGGUUCAAAUGUUUCAUUAAUUAAUGCAAAACUACUUAAAAUACAGCCAAAAUCAUAUACAAAUAAUAAACAAAUAGUCAACUUGAAAACUAUUAAUGGUGAAAAGAAAACAAAAGGUAUGGUAACACUUAAAAUAAAAAUUUACAAUUUAGAAAAAAUUAUGGAUGUAUUUAUAAUAGAUAAUGAAAAUUUUAACUAUGAUUUUCUAAUUGGUCUAGAUUGUAUUAAAAAUUUCAAAUUAAUGCAAAAUGAAAAAUUAGAAAUAAUACAAUGUAAUGAUCAAGAAAAAAAAAA